Molecule: messenger RNA, 1781 nt
Organism: Cheilinus undulatus (humphead wrasse)
Lineage: Eukaryota; Metazoa; Chordata; Actinopteri; Labriformes; Labridae
Product: tubulin beta-2A chain-like
Exons: 5
Coding region: 75-1445 (456 amino acids)
Biological process (GO): mitotic cell cycle; microtubule cytoskeleton organization
Cellular component (GO): microtubule; cytoplasm
Molecular function (GO): structural constituent of cytoskeleton; GTPase activity; GTP binding
Source: RefSeq, a predicted model, not a curated record
UUGAGGAACAGCCUGAAGACUGGACGCAGGUGAAGUCGAGACAGGACGCUCUUUGUCCGCAUCCGCAGUGCAACAUGAGGGAAAUCGUUCACAUCCAGGCUGGACAGUGCGGAAAUCAGAUCGGGGCCAAGUUCUGGGAGGUGAUAAGUGAUGAGCAUGGCAUCGACCCCACUGGUAGCUACCAAGGUGACAGUGACCUGCAGCUGGAGAGGAUAAACGUCUACUACAAUGAAGCCUCAGGGAGUACAGGCAGCAAAUUUGUCCCCCGUGCCAUUCUGGUGGACUUGGAGCCGGGAACCAUGGACUCAGUUCGCUCUGGCCCCUUCGGGCAGCUCUUCAGGCCUGAUAACUUUGUCUUUGGUCAAAGUGGAGCAGGAAACAACUGGGCCAAGGGUCACUACACUGAGGGAGCCGAGCUGGUGGAUUCAGUCCUGGAUGUGGUGAGGAAAGAGUCAGAGAACUGCGACUGCCUUCAGGGCUUCCAGCUCACCCACUCCCUGGGUGGAGGCACGGGUUCAGGAAUGGGUACGCUGCUCAUAAGCAAGAUCCGUGAGGAGUACCCAGACCGGAUCAUGAACACCUUCAGCGUCAUGCCUUCCCCAAAAGUGUCCGACACAGUGGUGGAGCCGUACAACGCGACUCUCUCUGUCCACCAGCUCGUGGAAAAUACAGACGAGACCUUCAGUAUCGACAAUGAGGCCCUAUACGAUAUCUGCUUCCGCACUUUGAAGCUGACCACGCCUACCUAUGGCGACCUCAACCACCUGGUGUCAGCCACCAUGAGUGGAGUGACCACCUGCCUCCGUUUCCCUGGACAACUCAAUGCUGACCUCCGUAAACUGGCAGUGAACAUGGUGCCCUUUCCUCGCCUGCAUUUCUUCAUGCCGGGGUUUGCGCCCCUCACAAGCAGGGGCAGCCAGCAGUAUCGCGCCCUUUCCGUACCAGAGCUCACACAGCAGAUGUUUGACGCCAAGAACAUGAUGGCAGCGUGCGACCCUCGCCACGGACGCUACCUGACCGUGGCAGCCAUCUUCCGAGGUCGUAUGUCGAUGAAGGAAGUAGACGAACAGAUGUUGAGUGUGCAGAACAAGAACAGCAGCUACUUUGUCGAAUGGAUCCCAAACAACGUCAAGACAGCCGUUUGCGACAUCCCCCCACGUGGCCUCAAGAUGUCCGCCACCUUCAUUGGCAACAGCACGGCUAUCCAGGAGCUGUUCAGGAGGAUCUCCGAGCAGUUCACCGCCAUGUUCAGACGCAAGGCCUUCCUGCACUGGUACACGGGAGAAGGAAUGGACGAAAUGGAGUUUACGGAGGCUGAGAGCAACAUGAAUGACCUGGUGUCUGAGUACCAGCAGUACCAGGACGCCACUGCUGAUGAGAUGGGCGAAUAUGAAGAAGAUGAGAUGGAGGAUGAGGACGAAGUCCGCCAUGAUGUUCGCCACUGAUUGUUAAGCUCUGGCAUGGAGUCGCCAACAUCAGAAUUGAAGUUGGACAUUGCAGAGAGAUCAUAAGUACACUAACAAUGCUGAUGUUUAACUACUUAACACAGAGCGCAUUUCAUGAUGAAAUAUAGCUUUUAUGCCAAAAUUAUACUGCAUAUAGAUAUGGCUUAUGCUGACAAAGAUUAUGAGUGGCAUUAGAUCUUAAAAAUAUGCAAAUACCAUAGUAAUGGGUUUUCCAAGUCAUGCUAUGCCAAUAUGAAGUACAGCCUUGUCCUAAAUACAGUACAGUUUUGUACCAUUUACUUCAAUGUGCAUUAUCUGUCAAGUCUUGAAUAAAAU